Molecule: messenger RNA, 3801 nt
Organism: Venturia canescens
Lineage: Eukaryota; Metazoa; Arthropoda; Insecta; Hymenoptera; Ichneumonidae
Product: zinc finger MYM-type protein 1-like
Exons: 4
Coding region: 225-1988 (587 amino acids)
Source: RefSeq, a predicted model, not a curated record
CUCGCAAAAAAAAUGACAUUGACAGUGAAAAUACCGAACAACCGGAACAACUCAGUACAAGUACCUUCAGUAACCAGCUCGAAGUCACGACAGCUCACGUUGCUUCUACAGCCGAGAUUUUCGCAGAAUCGUUGGAUAACCAGAAAAAGAAAAAUGAUACGUUUGGAGUUAGCGAAGAUCCAGCUCAAUGGCUUAUAAACGAUAAGACCAGAGACUGGAUAGCGAUGAACGGAGUGCAGCAAAAUAUGAAUAUCGAUUUUGCCCAAAGCCACCGCGUGUACGAAGACCGCACGCGUCAUUUAUCGAAGUCAUUGUUUGAACGGCAACUUUUGAAUGGAGAGAAAGCAAACCGAAGUUGGUUAAUUUAUUCUCCAAGCACUGGUCGAGUUUAUUGUGGGCCGUGUCUUGCGUUUGAUGGUGCUACCCAGUUUGGCAGCGUAGGGUUCAAUGAUUGGAAAAACGCUCAUAGUCGGGUCGCGCAACACGAGAAUUCCUCAACCCAUAAAUCGUGCAUUUUGAAAAUGAAGCAGAGAGGAAAUGUUCUCGGUCGAAUCGAUCAGCGGCUCACAGCACAGCUUAAUGAGGAAACAACGUAUUGGAGGAAUGUUUUAAAACGUGUAGCGGCAACUAUAAAAGCUUUAGCAUCUAGAGGACUACCAUUCAGAGGUCAUGACGAAAAGUUCGGUUCGGCAAAUAAUGUAAAUUAUUUGAUGUCUCUGGAGCUACUGGCUGAAUUUGAUCCAUUUCUGGCUGAUCAUAUUUCGAGGUAUGGCAAUCCGGGUAGUGGACGUACAAGUUAUAUGUCGUCGACGAUUUGCGAUGAAUUUAUCAAACUAAUGGCCGAUACAGUGCUUCGUACUAUCGUAAGUGAGAUCAAGUCAGCGAAAUACUUCUCCAUGAUCAUAGACUCUUCACCAGACAUAUCGCAUGUUGAUCAGUUAACGUUCGUAAUCCGUUACGUUCAAAAUGAUGGUUCGCCGAUCGAGCGCUUCCUUCAAUUUAUCCCCAAUACAGGUCAUAAAGCGCAAGAGAUGACAGACGCUGUCACUUCAGCCCUGAAAAAAUUUGAAAUCGAAAUCUCGAACUGUCGUGGUCAGUCAUAUGACAAUGCUUCCAAUAUGUCCGGCGUUUACAACGGACUGCAGGCACAAAUAAAAAAACUGUCCCCGGAAGCAGCGUAUAUUCCCUGUGCAGCUCAUUCGCUAAAUCUUGUUGGGCAAUCGGCAGCAGAAAGUUGCGAAGAAGCUUGUUGGUUUUUCGGACUUCUGCAAGAAGUGUACAAUUUUUUUACUGCAUCAACACAUCGCUGGGAGAUCUUAAAAGCUCAACGUCACUCCAAAGAAGAGUUGAAAGCGGGAUCAGGGACAAGUACCGUAAAAAGCUUGUCGACAACUCGUUGGUCUGCUCGUGCAGAUGCAUGCAAAAGUUUGUUGGAGUCUUGGCACGAAAUUUAUACAGCGCUGUACACCUUCGAAAAUGAUUCAACCGAAAAACCGAUCAGUCGAUCUGAAGCCAAAGGAAUUCGAUUGAAAUUGGACCGAUUGGAGACGGCAUUCAUGACCGUUUUUUGGGGUUUCCUACUCAAUCGGUUGAAUAUUGCUAAUAGAAAAUUGCAGGCUGUAAACGUUGACAUAUUUACCGCUAUUCAGAUUUACGACUCAUUAAUCGGUCUCAUGUGCGAAACUCGGAAUAACUUCGAUGAAUAUGAGAAAAAAGCGCUGAACCUGUCUGAAACAGGAGAAUAUGAAAAAGAACUGAAGCGCAAAAGAAAACGAAAACUCCAUUCUGACGAGUCGGCCGAACAAACGGAAAUGAGUGGUCGGGAAAAAUUACGGGUCUCCACGUUUUUGGUCAUCAUAGAUAAACUUCUUUGCGAGCUUCGAAAACGACGACAGGCAUAUCAGCAAUUUCACGACAAAUUUUCGUUUCUUACAAAUCUGACGAAUCUAAGCCCAGCUGAAGUAAAAGAGAGGGCUGCAGCAUUAUAAAAUAUUUACGCUUCUGAUCUUGAAGAGGAUUUUGUAGAAGAGUGCCUGCACUUUCGCUGCCAGUGUUUUUCGAGCCAAAGCCAAAUUGACACGCCGAUGACAUUAUUAAAAUGGCUUCAUGAUGACGAUCUCUACAGCAUUUAUCCUAACGUUGAUAUAGCUCUACGCAUGUGUGUUUGUAUCCCAAUUACGAACUGUUCCGGUGAACGAAGUUUCUCGUGUUUGCGGCGAGUGAAAAAUUAUUUGCGCUCUAAAAUGAACGAGGGCAGGCUGAAUGCUCUGGCUAUCCUUUGCAUCGAAUCGGAAUUGCUACGAUCAUUGGAUUGUGAUGAUUUGAUUAACAUUAAUUUUGCUACUCACUGAUAAAAAUGGUAUACAUCAGUAUCUAAAGACACUGAUUGAGGUAAUAUUAUCAUUUACAGAUACUUUCGUUAUUUUUGAAUUUUAGUUCUUACAUAUUCAUAUUAUUAUUCAAUUUUUCGUGCUUUACAGGGAGUGGGGGUGGGGGGAGGGCGCCAAUUUUACAUAGGCCUAGGGUGGCCAGCGUAUCAAAUCCGCCCCUGAUAUCAACAGUAUAGUUUAUUUUUCUAUUUUGUUUUCUCCCGGGCAUAAUCAACGCUUUGGAAUAAAGCAACAAAACAAGAGCUGUAUACACCGAAACCAAAAGUGCAAACGGUAAAUAAGACGGUCUCGUACGCACUGAGUGCGUAUGAUAGCAUUUACAACUUCCUAAACCUAGCUAUGAAAACGGAACCCAGUUUGCAUAUCUUUAAAGAGUGUACCCGUUCGUGCAAGCGAGAUUACUCAUUGGUAGUGAUGUCACCAAAUCACAGAAUCAUACAAAAAUUUGGGUACAGUGCCUUGGAAAAUGCUCUCAACUUCUGGCCGCAACUCACAAAAUUACCAUGUUUCAACAAGGAUUGCCCUGGGAAAAUGACCCGAAUAAAUCGACUGGGUGUGCAUUUGCUCAUUGAUGCAGAUGUUCGCGUUUGUACCACAGACUUGCACGGCGUGCGAUCUAAUCUGGAAAAUUUUCCAACCGUUUUAAAACUGAAAGAUGAUGAAGAAAAUGAAGUCCUGUACCGAUUGAUUGGUAUAGUUGCUUACAUGGCAAACCAUUUCACCGGAUAUUCAUUUCGGAACAUGAAGAAAUGGGAGUGCUCUAACGAUUUGGAGCAAAACACAACACCUGCAUCGGCUAAGACAGAUGUCUUACCGCAUCUCAUCUUGUACAUUAGAACAACAGAAAUGUGAUUUCUAUAGAGUGUAGAGCAUUACUCGAGCUAAAAGUGUCUCGUAUCUCAUACUUUCUUUCAUGGGGCUCCAAGUCCAUAGCCUUCGUGUACAAUAAUCAACUUCCCUCGUUUAUCAAUGAUCUCUUUGCUGUGAUAGCAAUUAAUGCCUUAUUCCUUAUAUCCUCUCAUAUCAUCUCAUAUCAGGUGUAAAUAUAUCUAUAAAAUGGUAAAUUAUAGAGUUAUACAGUUGAUUCAUGGCAAUACAUCGACAGUGCUUUUCUACGAGUCACGCAAAAACGGUGAAAGAAUUGAAAGAAAGAAAAAAAGAAUAUUUCUGAUUUUUCCGUUCGACGCACUAUAUAUAUUCUUGUUUUCAACGUAUUUAUAUAUUUUUUUUAUGCUACCUUUGAAUGCAAAAAAAAUGAAUAGCUAUAAGAGUUUAAAAGAUGUUGAAUAUUAAGAAAUAUCAGAUUAUGUACAACGUUGAUUUUAGUGUUUACAAAACAUUUCAAUUACGUUUAAAGUUGUCUAAAUUGUUAGACGUCAUGUCAAAUAAAAAAUUUCACAAAUCUUUAAAA